CUUUUUGCAGGGAGAAGGCAGCCUCUCAAGCUGGGCUGAGCCAUGCCUUCCUCUCCGGCUCCAGGGCAAACAGAAGCACCCCUCCCAGGGACCACUGUGGUUUUUGAAGCCGUGAAGGCCAAACUACAACGCUGGGGCCGGCGGAGCUGCCUCUGGCUGUUGGCAGGAUUGUACAGAUGGUGGCCGGCUUGCUUGACCCCUCCUUUCCAUUACAGGCUGCUCUUUGGGAUGCUGUAUCCUGCCUAUGCCUCCUACAAGGCUGUGAAAACAAAGAAUAUCCGGGAAUAUGUGCGCUGGAUGAUGUAUUGGAUUGUGUUUGCCCUAUUCAUGGCUACAGAAACUGUGGCUGAUAUCUUCAUUUCCUGGUUUCCCUUCUACUACGAGAUCAAGAUGGCCUUUGUAGUAUGGCUCCUGUCUCCUUAUACAAGGGGGGCAAGCCUGCUGUACCGCAAGUUCAUACAUCCUACAUUAUCUCACAAGGAGAAGGAAAUCGACCAAUUCAUUGUGCAAGCCAAAGAGCGUGGCUAUGAGACUCUGGUGAGCUUUGGGAAGAGAAGCCUAAAUGUGGCGGCCACAGCUGCUGUCCAAGCUGCAGCCAAGAGCCAGGGUGCCCUGGCUGGCCGACUGCGGAGCUUCAGCAUGCAGGACCUGACUUCGAUUCCUGAUACAAGCCCGGUUCACUUUUCGGAUCCCCUUUACCUGGAAGAGCAGGAGCCGCGGCCACCAAGAACGCCUCGUCCUGUCAGACACAGGACUGCUGCCCGACAGGUAGAGUAUGACAGCAACGAGGAGGACUGCUGGUCAGAUUCUCAACUCUCCCCUGGGCCCAAAGGCCGCAGCAAGGACUCUUUGAUUUCCAAGCCACUGUCUAGGACUCAGAGCCUUCGGAUGGUGAAGAAAAAGCCUUUGACCAAGGAGAGUUCCACUCGACUGGUGAGAAGCCGCCCAAGGAAGAAGGUGGUGGAUCAGGACAGCUAGGCUGCUUCAGAGAACUUUCUUGGGCAAAUGAAUUGGCACGUGGCAUGGGGAAUGGUGCUUCACAACUUGUAUUGCUGACCCUGUUAAGGGAGCUGGGAGUAGGUUCCCACCCCUGCAAUUGGACACAGUCAAAGUUGCCCCUAAUGAGUUGCUUCUCAGUGCAAGUAACGGUUUUUACCCUCCUGAAAUUAGCCCCUUCUGGGGAGAUGAUGACAGCUGGGUUUUUUUUGAAAUGCGCCUCUUCUUGGUUGCGGGGGGAACAACUGAGGAGGAAUCUGGUUACUGGCUGGCAACCUUGUGUGCUAUUGGCAGCUGAGCUGUUGGCAGCCUUGGUACUUCCUGUCCCUUGGUGGGGUUAGCUCUCUUGCCUGUGCGCCCCUCCCAUGGUGCCUUGACUUAAAAUAGUGACAACAGUUUUUCCUUGCUGACUCUUGAACUGUGUCUGAGUAUCUUGCUCAAUUCAGGUGUUUGUAUCAAGAACAGUCACCUCCCCCACCAUCACGUGUCCUCACCACCACAACUUCAUGGAAGUCUUGAAGUGGCAGAAGAACAAGGGCAGCUUGGUGCAUCAGCAUGCAGAAGUUGGGACGUUAUAAAAAAAGACUGGUGCAACAAUUUGCUGAACUUUGAGCAGAUGUCCCUUCCAGCUUGUUUACAGCAUCUCAGAAACUUGUUGUGUUGCCUUGCUGCUUAAGAGUUGCAAGGGGAGAAAGCCAGAACCUUGCAACUAAAUGUCCUCCCCUUUUUUGGGUCUCUGUCCCCAAAGAGCCAGACUUGGUUAUCUAACAUGAUUUGAGUUAUGUUGUAUUUUGAGUGUGUUUUGAAUGUAUAUUAAUUAAAUAUGUGUUCUUAAAUCUAA
Messenger RNA from Sphaerodactylus townsendi, 1837 nucleotides. RefSeq names its product receptor accessory protein 4 (gene REEP4). Gene Ontology annotation, biological process: endoplasmic reticulum tubular network organization. Gene Ontology annotation, cellular component: cytoplasmic microtubule; endoplasmic reticulum tubular network; endoplasmic reticulum membrane. The coding region runs from base 43 to 978 and encodes 311 amino acids. The record is from RefSeq and is a predicted model, not a curated record. NCBI's taxonomy places the organism in Eukaryota, Metazoa, Chordata, Lepidosauria, Squamata, Sphaerodactylidae. The transcript is spliced from 7 exons. Gene Ontology annotation, molecular function: microtubule binding.